AUGGCUGUUUGGGAACGAUGGUAUUUUCUCGGGUGUUUUUUUUUCACCCUGCUUUGUCUCUCGGACCGGUCCGUUGCUCAGAUUUCCUAUUCUAUUUUCGAGGAGUGUGACAAAGGAACAGCGGUGGGAAACCUCGCUAAGGAUUUAAAUCUCAAUGUGCAGCAGCUCUUUUCCACGGGGCUUCAGAUCACUUCUGGAAACAACAAUCAGUAUUUUGACAUAAAUCAGGAAUCUGGAGUACUUUUCGUUAGGGAGAGGAUAGAUCGGGAGGUGCUUUGUCCUAAUACGGUAAAAUGCUCUUUAAACAUAGAAGCCGCGACGAGUAGCCCGCGUAGCCUCCAUCGAAUUGAAGUUUCUAUUAAAGAUGUUAAUGACAAUGCACCAUCUUUUCUGGAAGAAAUAAAUUCAAUUGAUCUAUACGAGUCCUCGUAUGUCGGAGAAAGGCAUCCACUGCCGAUUGCCUAUGACGCAGACGCAGGCGCUAACUCAGUGAAGUCUUACAAAUUAAGCCCGAAUGAACACUUUACUUUGGAUAUACAGAACGGUGGUGACCAGAGUUUGUCCGCUGAAUUGGUGCUGCAGAAAGCAUUAGAUCGAGAAAAACAGGCUGUUAUUGAACUCACGCUGACUGCAAUAGACGGCGGAAAACCUCCCAAAACGGGAAACGUACAGAUACAAGUUAAUGUACUGGAUGUUAACGACAAUUCACCUGUUUUCAGUAAAUCUCUUUAUAAGGUCCAAGUUUCAGAAAAUGAAAAUGCUGGAACAACGUUGUUAGCACUUUCUGCUACUGAUUUGGAUGACGGAGUUAAUGGUCAAAUUGUGUACUCUUUCACAGAAAAGAGGCGUUUUAAUCCUGAUGACGUAUUUUCCCUGAAUGAGAGUACAGGAGAAAUUAAAGUCAAAGGAAACAUCGAUUAUGAGGAGAAUCAAGCAUAUGAGAUUCGUGUCCAAGCACGGGAUAAAGGCACUCCUCCUCGCAGCGCACACAGCAAGAUUUUAGUUGAAGUUAUCGAUGUCAAUGAUAAUGCUCCAGAAAUCUCAGUUUCAUCAAUAAUGAGUCCAGUGAAAGAGGAUGCUGAAAUAGGGACAGUUGUUGCUAUGGUGACUAUCACUGAUCACGAUGGCGGCAAGAAUGGUCUGACAUACUGUAAAAUUAUAGGGUCUCUGCCAUUUAAAUUAAAAUCAAAUUAUAAAAACUAUUAUUCGUUGUUGGUUGACGGACCUCUUGACAGAGAGAGUGUUUCACAGUUUAAUGUUUCAAUUAUAGCUACUGACGAAGGGAUUCCCUCAUUGUCAAGCACAAGCGUCAUAAAUGUUAAGGUUUCUGACGUUAAUGAUAAUCCUCCUCGAUUCCUGGGGCCUGUAAUUAAUGUUUAUGUGAAAGAGAAUAGCCCAAUUGGAAAUACUAUUCACAUACUCACGACACUUGAUUCAGAUUUAAAUGAAAAUGCAAAGGCAACGUACCACUUAAUUAACAGUUCACCGAAGGAAACCCAGAUAUCUUCAAUCAUAAACAUCAACUCGGAGACUGGAGAUAUAGUCAGUCUGCAGUCUUUCAACUAUGAGAACAUUAAAACGUUUCAGUUUAAAGUUCAGGCCACAGACUCUGGUGUUCCUCCGCUCAGCAGCAACGUGACUGUGAACGUUUUAGUCCUGGAUGAGAACGACAACAGUCCCACCAUCCUCUUGCCCUAUUCUGAGCACGGCUCCGUUAACAGUGAGAGCAUCCCCUAUUCUGCUGAAGCGGGAUACUUUGUGGCAAAGAUCAGGGCUGUAGACGCAGACUCUGGAUACAACGCGCUGCUUUCUUAUCACCUCUCUGAGCCAAAAGGAAACAACCUCUUCCGGAUCGGAACCAGCACCGGAGAGAUCAGGACUAAGAGGAGAAUGAGUGACAAUGACCUGAAGACUCACCCCUUGGUGGUGUUGGUGUCUGAUAGCGGUGAACCCUCCCUGUCAGCUACUGUGUCCAUUGACGUGGUGGUGGUUGAAAGCACAGCUAACAUCCAGACUCCGUUCAGACAUGUUCCCGUAAAGGAGGACAGCUUCUCUGACUUAAACCUGUACCUGCUGAUUGGCAUUGUGUCGGUGUCGGUGAUCUUUCUGCUGAGCCUCGUCAGUUUAAUAGCUGUCAAAUGCCACAGGACAGACGGCAGCUUCAGCAGGUACAGCGCCCCAAUGAUCACCACCCACCCGGACGGGAGCUGGUCUUACUCUAAAUCUACUCAGCAGUACGACGUGUGUUUCAGCUCAGACACACUGAAGAGUGACGUGGUUGUAUACCCCGCACCGUAUCCUCUAAUAGAUGGUGAGCUGAUAAGUAUUAAUGGAGGAGACACUUUUACCAGAACACAGACUUUACCCAACAAAGACAAGGUAAGAACCAUAAAGCCUAUCUUUGCUGGAUGUGUGUAUGCAAUCUUAAAAAUAAUACAGAUCAGGACUAAGCGGAGAAUGAGUGACAAUGACCUGAAGACUCACCCCUUGGUGGUGUUUGUGUCUGAUAACGGAGAACCCUCCCUGUCAGCUACUGUGUCUAUUGACGUGGUGGUGGUUGAAAGCACAGCUGACAUCCAGACUCAGUUCAGACAUGUUCCCCUAAAGGACGACAGCUUCUCUGACUUAAACCUGUAUCUGCUGAUCGGCAUUGUGUCAGUGUCGGUGAUCUUUCUGCUUAGCCUCGUCAGUUUAAUAGCUGUCAAAUGCCACAGGACAGACGGCAGCUUCAGCAGGUACAGCGCCCCAAUGAUCACCACCCACCCGGACGGGAGCUGGUCUUACUCUAAAUCUACUCAGCAGUACGACGUGUGUUUCAGCUCGGACACACUGAAGAGUGACGUAGUGGUUUACCCCGCACCUUAUCCGCAAGUAGAUGGUGAGCUGAUCAGUAUUAAUGGAGGAGAUACCUUUACCAGAACACAGACUUUACCAAACAAAGACAAGUUUAAAGUUCAGGCCACAGACUCUGGUGUUCCUCCGCUCAGCAGCAACGUGACUGUGAACGUUUUAGUCCUGGAUGAGAACGACAACAGUCCCACCAUCCUCUUGCCCUAUUCUGAGCACGGCUCCGUUAACAGUGAGAGCAUCCCCUAUUCUGCUGAAGCGGGAUACUUUGUGGCAAAGAUCAGGGCUGUAGACGCAGACUCUGGAUACAACGCGCUGCUUUCUUAUCACCUCUCUGAGCCCAAAGGAAACAACCUCUUCCGGAUCGGAACCAGCACCGGAGAGAUCAGGACUAAGAGGAGAAUGAGUGACAAUGACCUGAAAACUCACCCCUUGGUGGUGUUGGUGUCUGAUAACGGAGAACCCUCCCUGUCAGCUACUGUGUCUAUUGACGUGGUGGUGGUUGAAAGCACAGCUGACAUCCAGACUCAGUUCAGACACGUUCCCCUGAAGGAGGACAGCUUCUCUGACUUAAACCUGUAUCUGCUGAUCGCCAUUGUGUCGGUGUCGGUGAUCUUUCUGCUGAGCCUCGUCAUUUUAAUAGCUGUCAAAUGCCACAGGACAGACGGCAGCUUCAGCAGGUACAGCGCCCCAAUGAUCACCACCCACCCGGACGGGAGCUGGUCUUACUCUAAAUCUACUCAGCAGUACGACGUGUGUUUCAGCUCAGACACACUGAAGAGUGACGUAGUGGUUUACCCCGCACCUUAUCCGCAAGUAGAUGGUGAGCUGAUCAGUAUUAAUGGAGGAGACACUUUUACCAAAACACAGACUUUACCCAACAAAGACAAGUUUUCAAUAAACACAAACAUGCUUAUUGUUUUAAACGAGUGUGCUUCAUACAAGGCCCAACUUGAGUGGAUAUUUUAG
Messenger RNA from Gasterosteus aculeatus aculeatus (three-spined stickleback), 3816 nucleotides. The record is from RefSeq and is a predicted model, not a curated record. NCBI's taxonomy places the organism in Eukaryota, Metazoa, Chordata, Actinopteri, Perciformes, Gasterosteidae.